This is a messenger RNA of Grammomys surdaster, 3161 nucleotides long. RefSeq names its product mahogunin ring finger 1 (gene Mgrn1). The record is from RefSeq and is a predicted model, not a curated record. The transcript is spliced from 17 exons. Gene Ontology annotation, cellular component: nucleus; early endosome; cytoplasm. The coding region runs from base 106 to 1842 and encodes 578 amino acids. Lineage: Eukaryota; Metazoa; Chordata; Mammalia; Rodentia; Muridae. Gene Ontology annotation, molecular function: ubiquitin protein ligase activity. Gene Ontology annotation, biological process: protein ubiquitination; negative regulation of G protein-coupled receptor signaling pathway; endosome to lysosome transport.
GCGGCGGUGGGUGCACGUCCGUGCGGCCUGGCCUGGACCAUGUCUGCGUGAGGACGCCGCAGCCGUCACCCCCUCCUCUCCGGCUGGCCCACAGAAACGCUCACCAUGGGCUCCAUCCUGAGUCGCCGCAUCGCGGGCGUGGAGGACAUCGACAUUCAGGCCAACUCGGCCUAUCGCUACCCUCCGAAGUCCGGAAACUACUUUGCUUCGCACUUUUUCAUGGGAGGAGAGAAAUUUGACACUCCUCAUCCUGAAGGUUACCUCUUUGGAGAGAACAUGGACCUGAACUUCCUGGGCAGUCGUCCAGUCCAGUUUCCCUAUGUCACCCCUGCCCCCCAUGAGCCAGUGAAGACACUGAGGAGCCUGGUAAACAUUCGCAAAGACUCUCUCCGGCUUGUGAGGUACAAAGAUGAUGCAGACAGCCCCACAGAGGAUGGUGAGAAGCCCCGCGUGCUCUACAGUCUGGAAUUCACCUUUGAUGCCGAUGCUCGUGUGGCUAUCACCAUUUAUUGCCAGGCGGUGGAGGAGUUCGUGAACGGCAUGGCAGUGUACAGCUGUAAGAACCCUUCUCUGCAGUCUGAGACCGUCCACUACAAGAGAGGCGUUAGCCAGCAGUUCUCCCUGCCUUCUUUCAAGAUUGACUUCUCCGAGUGGAAGGAUGAUGAGCUGAACUUUGAUCUGGACCGGGGUGUGUUUCCAGUCGUCAUCCAGGCUGUGGUGGACGAAGGAGAUGUUGUGGAAGUGACUGGCCACGCUCAUGUGCUCUUGGCUGCCUUUGAGAAGCAUGUGGAUGGCAGCUUCUCCGUGAAGCCAUUAAAGCAGAAGCAAAUUGUGGACCGGGUCAGCUACCUGCUGCAGGAGAUCUAUGGCAUCGAGAACAAGAACAACCAGGAGACUAAGCCGUCUGAUGACGAAAACAGUGACAACAGCAGCGAGUGUGUGGUGUGCCUGUCAGACCUUCGGGACACGCUGAUCCUGCCCUGCCGCCACCUGUGCCUCUGCACUUCCUGUGCUGACACGCUGCGGUACCAGGCCAACAACUGCCCGAUCUGCCGGCUGCCAUUCCGAGCUCUCCUGCAGAUCCGGGCUGUGCGGAAGAAGCCAGGGGCCCUGUCUCCCAUCUCUUUCAGCCCUGUCUUGGCCCAAAGUGUGGACCACGAUGAGCACUCUUGUCCCUUUAAAAAAUCAAAGUCGCACCCUGCCUCCCUGGCCAGCAAGAAACCUAAAAGGGAAACAAGUUCUGACAGUGUCCCAGCUGGCUACGAGCCCAUCUCCUUGCUCGAGGCACUCAAUGGUCUACGGGCUGUCUCCCCGGCUAUCCCAUCAGCUCCCCUCUAUGAGGAAAUCACCUACUCAGGCAUCUCGGACGGUCUUUCCCAGGCCAGUUGUCCCCUUGCUGGACUUGAUCGAAUCAUAGAAAGUGGCCUACAGAAGGGCAAGACACAGAGCAAGUCUCCAGACAGCACCCUGCGGUCUCCAUCAUCCCCCAUCCAUGAGGAGGAUGAGGAAAAGCUCUCGGAGGACUCGGAUGCUCCUCUCCCACCAAGUGGUGUGGAGCUGGUGCUGCGGGACAGCAGCUCCCCUGAGAGUUUUGGAACAGAGGAGGUGGAUGAGUCAUCCCUAAAGCAAGGGAGCCGAGUACCCUCUAUUGAUGAUGUCCUGCAGGAUGGCAGUCCCCAGCAUCACGGUUGCAGCCAACCAGUCCCUCCUGCUGACAUCUACCUACCAGGAUGGUCCACCUCCAUGGAGACGCCACACAGCCUUGGCACUACCAGCUCCCCCUGGCCUCUGCUGAGUGGCUCUAGUCCUGAGCCUGGAGCUGCUGAGCUGACCCCACUCUGAGACUCUGGCUCCGCAGGCAGCGCAGAGCCCUCAGCAUCCCAGAUAUUGCCAGCAGGCUUCCCUGGACCACAGCGAGACCCUCUCCUGUCUGCACACCUCAUGUGGCCACAGUGAACCUUGAUCAGAUUGCACAGUGGGUGGUUCUUCCACACACCCUCCUUUUUAUGGUCGAUAUAUUUGUAAAUGGUACAGGAUGAAGGACAGCAGCUGGCUCCGUGGGCCACGAGCCCUAGAGGGACUCUCCCCACCUGUCAGAGCUGAUGAUGCUUUGAGCACUUAGCAAACCAGCAUAAGAGAAUCUGCCUAUGAGUGAAGUAUCAUCUUCACAAAUGUUCUGGAAGGUGCCCCCCCCCCCCCAGGUUACGGUUGAUGAAGGAACAGUGCCUGUCUGCCUGUCUCAUGUGACCCAAGGCAGCCAGGCUGUCACUGCUGCUGUCACCUUACAGAUGUCCUGACCAUGGGUGACCCUCCUUGGAGCCUCCAGGUCCCCUCCAGCUCUGCUCUAUUACCUUCUAGUGACCUCUGGCAGCUGUGGGCAAGGCCUGGGUAGUCGGACUGUGUUAACGCCACAGUCCUUUGCAGUGGUUGGUAUCCAGUACCCCCUCGCAGGUCCUGCCUCACUCACAUCCCCUCACACCUCCAAGAUGUAGAUGUUCGUGCUUGCAGGGCAACACUGCCCACCACCUGCCAGGGAAGAGCCUGAGCAGCUUCCACAGCAGAUCCAUUGCCAGUUACCUGUCCUUUUACAUUCCUUACUGAUCUACUGUCUAAGGCUUCUGUUAGAGCCCACCUAGGAGCAGGAUCCUAGUGAUACUUUGCUUCUAAGGUAGAAGUGGCCCAUGGGUGCCCCCAGGGCAGAGGUGCCCCAGGCAGUGCAUCUCCCUGGUGGGUUGGUAGAGGGACCUCAGCCUAAGGAGCUGCCUUGCCACUCACCCAGGUGACAGCCUGUAGCAAUGCAUGGAGACCCCUUUAGGCUCAGGGUUGCUUGAGCUCUGGCUCUUCCCUGCUCCUUCCUAGCAGUGGCUGGGCUGGCCUCUGGUAAGCCUGUAAGCACAGCUCUGUCUGCACAUCCAUCUCUCUCUCUUGCUGAAUGCACAUAUGUGCACACAUGUCAGCAUGUGCAUGCCCACCCCUUCUCACCUGCCAACAACACCCUGGCCUCUGGCCAUGGUACUGGUGCCAGUACUUUGAAAGAUGGGAUGCAGACUGCACACUUACCUGUCUCAGAUUCACAUGUACUAUCAUUUGAUGUACUUUGAUUGGCUAGUUUUGGGUUCAUUUUUACUGUAUAUUUAUAGUAAUAAAAUCAUGCAGCAAUA